UUGGCUAUGUUUCUAUGCGUGGAUUGGAUUAGCAGUUUGUGAUUUUUUUUUUCUGCUGACUACUGAUAUUUCACUUCUACAGGUAACAAUAAAAAGGAAUGCAACGUAGACCUCGCAAAAGUAAAGAGGCGUCCGAGACCAGACCAAACAUAUACUUAAAGAGGAUUUAUCGAAGUGAGAAAGGUUUAAACAGCAGGAAAAAAAGAAAGUUCUUUGUGAGUUGAUCUUUGAGCGGCGCGGACCCCCACUGCGAUCACUCUGCCCUGCGUUUUGUUUGUACAGGUAAUCUGACUGGACAGAGAGGAGCGAGCGCUUGGGAUCGCGCAUUGGAAAGCAAAGUCAUUUAGCCAGCCGGCCUCUACAGCUUCUUCACACAGUCGCACCCGUUCUGUACUCCUUAACCCGUCAUCACCAUCAUGAAUAACCCUAAGCUCACUCGAUUGAUCAGCGCUUUCCUUCUCAUCAUCUCCGCCGUAACUAACACCUUGGAAGGAACUCCACAAGACUUAGUCACGCAGGGUUUUCUCCAACGUAUCUUCACUUUCUUCGGUCAGAAUGGAAGUUUGUCCGCUGAGAAUCUCGAGGAGCUGCUGGAUCGACUUGGAGCUUCGAAGUUACCGGACAGCGCAGAAGCAGCACAGAAUCUGCAGCAUGAUUUACAGUGCCUAUCAGUCAAUGAUUUCUUUUCACUUUAUGGAAUGAAUAAUCAUAGUCGAAUAACAGCAGAAAACUUAAAGAAUAUUUGCCCCGCCAUAAUUCAACAAGUUAUUAUUCGUCCCUGUGUCGUCAGAACACCUGAAUCAGAUGUUAAUCCUGUUCAUGCUGAUAAACCAUUACCUUACCAAGUGUGGGGGUUUGGAAUCCUUGCAGUUACUCUUAUCAACUUGGCAGCACUUCUUGGCCUGGCACUUAUUCCUUGCACUAAAAAGCCAUACUUCAACAAGGUCUUGACAUAUUUUAUUGGACUAGCCAUUGGAACUUUGUUUUCAAAUGCUGUGCUACAGCUUAUACCAGAGGCUUUCGGAUUUGAUCCUAAGGUGGAUGAUUAUGCUUUUCAAGCAGUUGGAAUAUUUGGAGGAUUCUAUGUGCUUUUCUUUAUGGAAAAAGUAUUGAAGAUGAUAUUAAAAACAGACCAGCAUGGGCACAGUCAUUCUCAUCUUGGUCCUUCAGAAGAGUGUCCACCUCCAUCUGAUGGUGCUGAGAAAAUGGUCAUGGAGAGCAAUAAAAAUGGAGACACCAUAUUUAACACACAAAUUGUCACCAUAACCAAUUUUGGUACCAUAAGUGACAGGGGCAGUAUUGAUUCAAGCAUUAAUGCAAUAUCGGAUACACAAGUCAAACAGAGCAGAUGUUCUUGGAUGAAGUGGCAGAAAAUUGGUAACAUUAAAACUAUCGCUUGGAUGAUAACACUAAGUGAUGCUCUGCAUAAUUUUAUUGAUGGCUUAGCCAUUGGUGCAUCUUUCACCGUCUCCAUGUUUCAAGGAUUGAGCACUUCAAUAGCCAUAGUGUGUGAGGAGUUUCCACAUGAGCUGGGUGACUUCAUUAUCCUGCUGAAUGCAGGCAUGAGUAUUCCACAAGCCAUGUUCUUUAAUCUCCUAUCAGCUUGCUCUUGUUAUUUUGGACUCAUUUUGGGAAUUAUCAUAGGAAACAACUUCUCUCCUAACAUCAUUUUUGCUUUGGCUGGUGGAAUGUUUUUGUAUAUUGCGCUGGCAGAUAUGUUCCCAGAGAUGAACAACAUACUGAAGGAUGAAGAAAGAUCUACUAGAAACAAUAUAAUAUUUUUUCUUAUACAGAAUGCUGGCAUGAUUACAGGGUUUGCUAUAAUCUUAUUAAUAACCUUGUUUGCGGGUCAUAUAAACUUUGGAUGAGUCAAAUUCAGACUCAAACAAUCAUGCAACUUAAAAAAUCUGAAUUUAUUCUUAAACCCAAAAGCCAAAGAUUUCAAGUGUAUGAAGUAAAUGUAACUGAUCUUUAAGAAGUUUGGCUGUAAGUGUAAAUUUUUUUAUCAAAUUCCUACUCUCCUGUUUAAGGUGAGUAUCAGCUUUCAUGUUACAAGUUUUAGCUAUCAACUAACAUUUGGGCAGUAGCAUUUUUAUUUAUAAGAUCCAUGAAAUAGCAUUUGAAAUAUUAACUUGACUUUUUUAUUGACUGCAAUGUAAUUUAAUGUUUCCUACCUCAGCUCUUGAAGACACUUGUGGUUGCAGGUUUUCAUUCCUAUUACUUUCCUAAUAAAACAAAUAUUCCUUCCUUUAACUGAAAUCAUUUUCACUUAGUUGGGCUCUUUCUACUAGUUUUCCUGUAAACUGAAGAAAACAGAAGUAAAUAAUUGAAUUUUAUUCAAAGUUAGAAACGUUUUUAUUUUUGUCAUAGAUAUUAGCAUACUUGAAUUUCUUUGCAGUUUUAUUCAUUUAAAUAUUUUUAGUUUACUUGCUACAGAAGUGCCUCCUUAUAUUCUACUUCAUUUUGUUUAAUUUUUAAUAAAAACAACAUCUGUAGAGUAAAUGGCUUAUCACGCCACGACUUUGUGUGAGAGUCCGGCUGUGCCUUGUGUGCUUCACUUGCCACAGUUUCAAAGCAUGCAGACAACAAACUAUACACAAAACCAGGGCUCCUUGUUAUUUCAUGCCAUCCUGAAGCAUUUUGCACAGUGAUGACUACCCUUCCACAUACUGUACCACUCUCACUUAUGUAAAAGUCAAAGAAACUCCCCUUCUCCUCAGCUAGUAAAACAAUUUCUAGUUAUGUACACACUAUUUUCAAUGAUUUCUCAACAAAAGGUACUUUGAAGCGCUAAUGUAGCAAUGUAAUAUAUUAGAGUAUGUGGUGCAAAAGCUUGAUGCUGGUCAAUACAAAAUUGAUUGUGGUGCACGCUCCCUCUCCAGUGAGGUAGGGUAUGGUGUAUUUGCCAUGGAAAAUGUAUAGUGUAGUUAUUUUUACUGAUUUCGUGGUCCAUCUAUAGUAUCAACUACUCAUGCCAGGUGACUGUGUGGAGCACAACAUGCUUACACUUCAUGCAGGAUACCAUUGAAAUUAAUAGGUAAACUCCUAGGUUGAGUAAAUAAUGGCAAACAUGACACAGUAAUUUCUCAGUCCAAGUCCUUCUUUAAUUUUACAGGUCUAUGCAUAUGUGACCUAAUCCAAAAAAUUGCAGACUUAAGUAAUUGUUCAGAUAGUCGUAUGCAGAACACGCUGAAAUAAUGUAAGUGAACCAUUCAUAAAAGAUCUGGGUGGAAAUGAUUAAUUUAAUCAUUUCACAAAAGUUUAUUUGCUUUUAAAUGCAGCUAUUUGAAAAGGGACUGGAAAUUAGACUGAGAAAUAAGGGAACUAAUCUUCAUCUUGACAAAGAAGAAACUUGUUUGUACCUGUAUGUAGUGUUUAAAUAGGGGAUGUCCCACACUUGUCUGGUGCAGACUGAGUUUGUACAGUUUCUGUAAACAGUAAAAAUACAGUAACACAUGCCACUGUUAUGAUCUUAGGGAAAGAUCUGUCCUGCUGGACAGAGAAAGUAAAGUGACCAGGAGAUGGGGAAAAAGGUUAAAAGCAUGAGACAGAGAGUAAGCCGAAAGGAAGCAUUAAAAUGACAGUUAAAACCAAAAGCGCCACUCAAAAGUUUUUAGCUUUUUUUGACCAGGAGAUAACAAAAAAAAAGGGACCAGGAAAAAACCUCUUGUUAGAGGAAAAGGCAAGAAUCAAAAAUGACUGAAAUGAAAUAUUUACUAAUUAUUAUGGGAAUAGCAAUGAGUAACCUUGCCAUACACAGCAUGGCAGCGACAAUGUAAAACAAAUGGCGGUACCAUUGAGAACCCAACUUAAAUCAGCGGGGUACUUGAUGUCAUCUACAUAACAAAACACAAUGGCCAUAAAACUGCAGUAAAUUUGCACAAAACCAUGCAGAAUUGAAGCAGGAGCUAUCAGAAAGGAUGCUAAAGGCCCUAACUAUAAUUGUUAAUUCUCUCCUCUCAUUACUCUAAUCAAUCAUCAUUUGCUUUUAAGUUUAUCCAAAGCUUUGGCAUCAGUAUUGUUUGUUGUGCCACUUUCUUUUAUAAAGAUGCCAUGAUGAUGUCACAUGUAGAGCCAUUAUAUGUUACAUGGACAGUAAAGUGUGUCAUUUUUGUUUAAAUUGGAGUCACAAAAUUACAGAGCUCACAGUAAAAAAAUGCAUGCACAGUGGCACUAUGCUGACAUCACCAAAACAAUAUUAAACUAAAGAAGAAUAAGGAAAGGAAAAUGAAUAAUAGACCCUGUAUAAACCUGCCGGUAAUUAAGCACAGUUAUGAUUGCUGCUGUUAUCCAGUUUACCUUCCAUAGUAUUGUUUAUAUUUUGAAAAACAUCUUUGUGAUUAAAUACAUUCUGUAUGAUUUGUUGUUUUGGACAUUUUGGAUCCCUAACUCAAAUCUGAGACUGUACGUGUGACUGUUGUCAGCCCAGGAGAGUAUUAGAUCAUUCUCAAAGGAGUGAAAGUCCCAUUAAAUUCCUAGGAUGGUUAACCCAGAUUCUAUGUAUUGUCUGAAAGUGGCCACUGACUGUCACUCAUGCUCUGUUACUACUGCUGUAACCAAAAAAGCUGCUUACUCCCACACUGAAAGGUACGUGGUGAGGCUUGCUAAUGAGUGCUUAUGCAUUUGCAAAUGUGUGACACGAUUCUACAGUGUUGUAAUAUCCAUGAGUUGGAGGCAGUGUAGCAGCUCAGACCCUUCAAGUGGGGUACUUAGGCCACUCUGUGUCCAUAGCCACUCAUGACUACGAAAAAAUUAGGUGGAAAGCUUAUAAUUUAUAUAUAAAUAUAUGAAGUGACACAUCCAGGUAAAGUCGGCCUUCUCUUUGUGUAUAGACAUACAUUACAGAACACAAAAAAUAAUUCUUAAAUUCCUUUGAAAACUAUACUCCAGUGAGUAUUCCUGAAUGAAUACAAUAAAAUCAAAGCAUGGAAAAUAACUCAUAUGACUUAAGUAACAGACCAGUUUAAAUAGGAGUUCACUUAUAAUUAGAAUAUUGGCUGAAACAAUCAGAGAGCCAAAGUUAAGAGCUGCUAUUUUAAUCCAAAUGAUGAAUAUACUCUAUCAUGAAUGGUAAACUACACAAAUAAGGUUAGACAUUAUAAUUAUUAUUAUGGUGAUCUUUUUAAAACAUUUUAAAAUAUUUAAAAGUAAGAUAUAUGAAAGUGAACCCUAUGAACAGGUUCCUUUUUAAUCAGUGCCUUUUGUCUCUUUUCAUAUGCUGUACACUUAGAAAUGGACCAAAACAUGAAAAAAAUUAUGAUGCAUUCUGAGAUACUGUACAGUAAAUAGUUAAACUAAUAUGUAUUAUGUACAUUUUUUAAAUGUUAUUAUGUAUGUUUUAGGGAAAGAAUGCAGAAUGACUGUUAAAUUUUAUGUAAACUCUAAUACUUUCAACUGACAUAUAACAUAUAACUGACAUAUUUAACAAUAAAGAUUGAAUCUUUGUGGAA
This is a messenger RNA of Erpetoichthys calabaricus (reedfish), 5450 nucleotides long. RefSeq names its product solute carrier family 39 member 8 (gene slc39a8). The transcript is spliced from 8 exons. NCBI's taxonomy places the organism in Eukaryota, Metazoa, Chordata, Cladistia, Polypteriformes, Polypteridae. Gene Ontology annotation, molecular function: zinc ion transmembrane transporter activity. The record is from RefSeq and is a predicted model, not a curated record. Gene Ontology annotation, biological process: intracellular zinc ion homeostasis; zinc ion import across plasma membrane. Gene Ontology annotation, cellular component: membrane. Bases 417 to 1868 code for a protein of 483 amino acids.